Messenger RNA from Labeo rohita (rohu), 5856 nucleotides. RefSeq lists its product as uncharacterized. The record is from RefSeq and is a predicted model, not a curated record. Gene Ontology annotation, molecular function: TFIIIC-class transcription factor complex binding. Gene Ontology annotation, biological process: RNA polymerase III preinitiation complex assembly. Gene Ontology annotation, cellular component: transcription factor TFIIIB complex. The transcript is spliced from 28 exons. The coding region runs from base 148 to 5184 and encodes 1678 amino acids. NCBI's taxonomy places the organism in Eukaryota, Metazoa, Chordata, Actinopteri, Cypriniformes, Cyprinidae.
AAUCAUCCGGGUGGAACCCCAAGUCAGGAGAAACGAUCGUUCCGGGUUUCACAGUGCGCAUGCCCAGUAGCAACCAGCAAGAAUGGAGGACGUUAGCCGCUGAAGGUUUAACAAUAAAAUCACCCUGGCUUACUAAAUAAAACAAACAUGAUACGCAGGUCGAGAAUCAGUGUUCGGCCCAAUGUAAAGCCCACAGGCCGAGCUCAGACACCCUCGCAAAAUGCGUCUGUAGAUAAUGUUCAGCUUCCCCCAGCUUCUGCUGACUUAGCUCCGUCUGAGGGGUCAGAGGUCACGGCUGAGAAGUUAAAGACUGACCCACCUAUAGCAGCUUUGGAGCAGACCAAUGAGGACACGUCUCAGAACAGUUGCCCUAGUGACCAGUUGGAGACUAGUAAACAUGGAGAGGAUGCAGCAUCUAAAAGUUCUGAUGCCCAGGAUUCAACAAGCACCUCUGCAACUUCUGGCCCUCAAAGGAGGAAACGCUUCACAGCUCUGCCCAACCUGGCCAAACCACGAGCCUCUGCCAAGACUUCUAAAUCCCCAUCCAAGUCCCUUGUAAAACCAGUAACACCCAGUGAACCUGAAACCUCAACCCCCACUGAAGAGUCUUCCCAUCAAAUACCUGAGCCUGUCAACAACCCCAGGCUUCCUGGAAGACGGAGACCUUCUGGAGGAGGCAGACAGGCCAAAGUUCAGCCUAUCCCUACAGCCCCACUACAGAAUGACCGAGAGACAGAGCCGCAAGAGGACGGGGCAUCAGAGGACACUCUUGUGCCAUUGACUGUCCAGCAAGGGGAGUCCAAACAUCCCCAUACAAAUUCUCAACCUGAUACCAUUUUGGUUCAUGAAAAGUCUCCUGUGGUGGGAGAUGUGGUUGUACAACAGGAGAGUGAUUCUGGAUCGCCUCUGGGCCAAAGCCAAUUGGAUCUGUUAAGAGAAAGACUUAAUAAACUUAAGACGCCAUCAAAGAUUCUCAACUCCUUGAAAUCUCUAAACGACCCAGCAGACAUGGUCAGGUUAGCACAGGCAAGGAAACUUCGGGAGCUUCUUAAAAAAGAAAUGAACAAACAAAAGGAAGACAAGAAGAAACCCAAAAUGGGAAUCAGAGAACGCAAGGCACCUAAAGAUCACACCAAAAUGACCAUGCGAGAGCUGAUCUAUUACCUCCCUGUUUCCAACCCAAUGAAAUCUUUCACAGAAGAAGAGCAGAAGGCAUCAGAGACAGUAAUAGAUGAUGCUUCUACACCAACGUCUUCUAAGAGUCCAGCUGCUCCACCAGUCCAGGAGACGGUGGUAGAAGAUGCUGGUCAUGAGGAAGAUGAGGAGAGAAUGGAAGAAACCCAGCCAGAAGAGGAGGAGCCUCUUCUAGUGCCUAGGGUGAAGGUGGCGGAGGAUGGCUCUCUGAUUAUCGACGAGGAGAGUUUAACAGUCCAGGUGUCGAGGACAAAAGGACCCAAUCCGGCAGAAGACAGAGAUCCUAUAUUUGAACGUGGCUCUACCACCACCUACUCCAGCUUUAGGAAGGGCACCUACACCAAACCCUGGUCCAAUGGCGAGACUGAAAUGUUUUACUUGGCCAUCAGCAUGGUGGGGACAGACUUCUCCAUGAUUGGUCAGCUGUUUCCACACCGAGCUCGGAUGGAGAUUAAGAACAAGUUCAAGAAAGAGGAGAGAAAUAACUCAUGGAGAAUAGAUAAAGCUUUCAAGGAGAAGCGGCGUUUGGAUCUAGAUUUCUUCAAAAAUUUAAUGGAGCAGAUCCUAAAGAACGAGGAAAAAAAGAAAAGCAAAAACAAAGAGCUUGUCAAGUUGGCUAAAGCGCAGAGGAGAGUCCAAAGGAAAGUGAGAGCAGCUAAAAGAAGGGAAAUGGACUCCUCAACAGAUUCUGAGAGUGAUGUGGUGGCUGGAGAAAAGGAGAAUGAGGACCUCUCAAAUGAUGGAGGAAGUGAUACCACUCCAAAGAAACGCAGAAGAAAAGGGGUGAAUACAGAAGAAGAGAGGAGAGUCACGAAUGGAGAGGCUGCAAUAGAUGAACCUGAGGGCUGUGAAAAUCUUCCUUCUGAUGGCCAGUCACAAGAUGACAGCAGAUACAAGAGUCCUGCUAUUAAACCGGCUCAGCUGAAGGGUCGACCCCAGAGACCGAUCCCGAACCUCAGCCGCAAAUGGGGGAACAGGCGUCCAAUGCCCAAAACCAAUGUCCAAGAGGACGGGACCUCAGCCGGGGAGGAGAAUAAAAUGGACAAGUCCCCCAAGGUGCCUUCACCCUCUAUAAAAGAGAAGAAGCGGUCUACAGUUCUUCUUGAAUUGGAAGAUUUAGAGGAAGAACCUGACCUGACCGCUGUACAAGAACAGAUAUUCAAUAAACCAACCAGGUCAGGAAGGAUCCCUAAGCUCUCUCAGCAUGUGAUUCAGGCUGCGGCAGAGGAAGAGGAAGAUGAGGAUGAGCUCUCUGAUCUUCCAGUGUCUUCCAAAGUUCGUGGUCAGGCCAUCAAGGCACCCGGCCGGAGAUCUAAAUUAAAACCAGGUCCCAGAUUGAAACAGGGAAUGCCUAGGAGGGGGAAAUCUAGGCUGGUGACCUUACUGGCUUCUGGAACUGAAGAUGAUGAGGAGGAGGGGGAAGAAGAGGAAGCGGAAGAAUGUGCCCUAAGCCAGGAAGACUUUCCUUCAAAUCCUGAAGAGGAAAACCAGGCGUUUGUGCCAAGGAGUUUACGCCCUGUACUGUCUGUUAAUUCAGAGGUGGUAGAAACCAUGGAAGAGCUGGACAUUUCUGUGAAUGAGUCUGAUAUCCUGGGCACAUCCCAGAAUGCUUUGUGUCAUGAGUUGUCAUGUGAGCAGGCCACGGUGCCUGCUGGUCCUGUCCCUUGUGAAAACCAUUUGGACCUGCUUGUUGACGUCAUUGAGUUCCUUGACCCAGACCACAUGGAGGUAUGUAAAGAGAUCAACAAUGAAGCCGCCCAUACUCUUCUGACUAUUGGAAACUCAGCUCAGAUGAUCCAGACAUCAGAAAUGCCCUCUACAAGUGAAAAUGAUAUUGUUGAACAGUCAAGCAUUGUACAUGAAGAGGUCGUCCAUGAGGAAGUUAUCACAGAAACGCCCAUCUUGUCCGGUCCUUCUAUAAGCUGCGAGUCAGAGACGAAAGGUGACGUUGAACUUAAAACCUGUGAAACUCAUAUUCCAGAACCUUCGACUGAAGAAACCUCCACCCAGAAUGAGGAACCUAUCAAAUCAAAGACAACUGAAGCACAUCCUGCUCCCAUUCAACCUGAGACACAGGUUCCACCAAGCAAAAGAGGUCGAUUCUCCAAACCCAAACCCAAUAUUGGUCAAGGUCUGAGAACCAGACAAGUUCUGCAACAGCAAAUCUGUCCAGAACUUGUCACAGUUUCCGCAGAACAGGAUAAAAAUUCAACACAACCCAUGCAAGAACACUCUGUUCCUGUAGAUCACCUGCCAGACUCCUCUACUAUCCACCCUGAGGUACUACAGCUGAAUACAUCAUCUGAAAGAACAGAAGACAGUCCCAAAGUCAUUCCUGAAAGAGUGACUAAAGAAGAUAAUGGAUCUGUCUCAUCUCUAAAGAGAAAGAAUGAUGAUAUAAUCAUAGAUGAAAAUAAAAAAGAACAAGAAGAGGCAAGAUCAGAACCACAGCUUACUAAAAGUGCAAGCGAUUCUCAGAGCACAUCAGAUGAGACCUCUAAACUUGUCAGGAGGUACCGUGGACCCAAACCUAAACCAAACCUGACACAGAUAUCCAGACGCACAGAGACACAACACAGCACAACAUCAACCACAAUAGUAUUAAAUGAGAAGCUGCCUGCUGCUGAGUCUUCCAUAACCACUUUCACUAAAAGUCCUGAAGAGGGUGCUGUAGUUACCACAGAACCUGAUGUAUCUGAAAGUACAGCUCAACAAGAGGUGGCAUCGUGUGUUGAAUCGUCAGAAACAGUUGAAGAUGUCACCACAGUUGUUUCUAAAAACAAGUCCAGACAGAAAACUACGGUCACGUUGAAUGAGAACAAUGGAACCGUUCCUGAGGAAGUUUGUGAAGACAGCACUGUGAAACAUCCUGGAUGUGUAUCAAAAAACACAUCUGCUGAGCCCACGCCUGAGGAACCUGUGUUUAUACUGUCUCUCACAGAAAUCCCACCCACUUUAGAUGAGGGGGUGGGUUUUAGGACAGAGCGCCUCCCACCUGCAGCAGCAUCUGAAUCACAUUCUCAUGGUCAAAGUGCUAGUGAGAGCAGGGAGGUAUCUCACCUUCUGAUCACAGAUGCUUUAAUUCCUGUGUCAGAGGAUGAGGAAAAGAAGAGUGAACAGAGGGUUGUGGACAAAUCAGCGAAAGGAGAAGUGAAACGCAAGGCACCAGCCUCCACAUCUCAAGGGAGUACCAAAGAUGAGAGUCAGGCAGAACAUCAUGUAGUGGAAGGAUUGGAAAGCCUUGUGGCUGAAGGGACUGAUGAUGAGAAGGAACAUCUGGAAAAGAAAAGAAAACUACCUGAGAAAACCAGGAGAGCAAAGCUGCAAGUUAAACCCAUCCCCGUUUCACGGAGAAAUGCUCCAGCUGUUGAUGCUAAAGAGGACACAGCAGCGCUCUCUUUAAAACAUACUACCUCAUUACCCAUUUCAACACAAGAGACGAGAUCAGUGCAAGAGCAAACUGUGCCUGCUGUCAUUUCAUCAACGGACGACUCAGUAUCAACCAGCAAUAAGACUCAUUCACCUGUCCCUGAAGAGUCUGUCCAGGAGGGUCCCUCCCAUGGCAUCAUGGGAGGAGUGGGCACCUCUGGCAAAGAGACAAAUGAGUUAUCUAGUGGAUCAGACUCGCAAGGUGUCAGCCAAAUAACGCCUGUUGCCACAAGUGGGCCGCUUACAAGACCUGGCAGACGACCCAAAGGCUUCCUGUCGUUCAUUUCUUCUAAAAGUACACAAGGACCCUCAGCAGCUCCUCGAGGGGCUAAACCAGGCCCCCAAAAACCAACAGUCAACACCUCACGUCCUGAGAGAAAACGGAUAGCUGGUCCUGUAACCACUGCAGGAGACCCUAGUGUAAAGCGGCCCUCACCGACCCCGGCUUCCACCACUGCAUCUGUCAUCGAGCAGAACUCAGAUGAAGAACCUACAAGUGUCUCCAAGUACUUUUUCAGUGACAUCUUUACUGAAGUUGAUGAAUUAGAAGACAUGGAUUAAGGCCAAAGGCUGGAAUAAUAAACUAACUAAACAGUCAGAAAUACAGUUUGACAUUAUUUAGGUGUAUAGGUGUGUUGAUAUGUAAAGUUUUUAACCAGGAUACUUUUACCAAGAAGAACCACAACUGAAGAGAGCAAAAACGUACCUCAGUAACUCAACAUAAUGUUUCAUGUUAUUAUAUUUUAAUUUAAGGAUAAAUAAGUAUUAAUUCACUUUUCAUUUUUGAUACAGUUGAACUCCUUGUGAUGUAAAGUUGUAUUACAAUUCAUGUUUGAUCUGAGCCUAACUGAAUUUUUUUUUCAUUUCUCUUACAUCACUUGCUAUUGUUUUUUUUUUAGAAAAUGACUUUUUGUUUAUUUUUUGAAAGUGACUUUUCUUUGUGUAUAAUUUAUUUCUGAGAGCAGCUUUGAAACAAACCUCCAUUUUAAACAAGCACUGUCCUGUUUUCAGCUCCAUGCUGUCUGCGUGUAUCGGAUUUUAGCAUUUCUCCACAUUAUUUGUAGCAUUUUUAUAUUCAGCUUUUAGUCAUCAAGCCUAACCUUUGUUCAGUUUUAUGCUGUUCAUAUUUGCUUUUCAUGUUUACACAUGUUCUCAAGCAAAUGUUUAACUUGUAUAUCUUUGUAAAUAUGUUAAUAAAAACUUUACAGUAUGUUGUAAAGGUUGAAUUUCAAA